AUGAAGCUUUCCUUAUCACUUUUCGCCUUUGCUAGCGCUGAUGUCUGUCAAGAUUGUGACGUUGCGCUUGCCAACUUCAACGCCUGGCACGGUAACUCCGACAUCACUUGCACCCGGUACACUGACCCCCGAGAGUCUCUGUCCGCCCGUGGCGCUUGCAAAGAGUGCAAAAUCCAGUGUCUUCCAAGUGAAGACAAAUGUCCAGGUGUCAGCGCAGUCGCACACGCUGCCUGGAACAAGACCGCGAAGAAACUCACCGCUCAGUACCUCGAAAAGUACGAAAAAAGCCUUGCUGAGGGCAAAGCUAGAAUGGUCGCUCGCAACUUGGAGAAAGAACUCGAAAAGUAUGAGAAACAGAAAAAGAAAGCCGAGGAAAAGGCUGAAAAGGCAGCUAAUAAGCAGCAAAAGAAGGAAGAUUGGCAAGCCUGGCGAGAAGAAAAGCGAGCUGAAAACGAGGCAAAACGCGCCGAAAGGAAGCAGGAAAAGAAGGAGCGCAAGGCGGCAGCCAAGGAAGCCAAGGAGCUUAGAAAGCAACAACGACUCGAGAAACGAGCUCUCGCGGAGAAGAACAAGGCCAAGUUUGCAUUCUACGCCAGUUUGGAACUUUACUACGAGCCCAUUUGCGCUGAUCUCCAUCUCAUUGACGCUGAUGAGAACGUGUCCACUCGCAUGAUGAACCAGUACGAGCAGAUAAAAGAAGAACUCGUCGAGUCCCAGUAA
This is a messenger RNA of Oikopleura dioica, 720 nucleotides long. The record is from the annotation of a GenBank genome assembly. Lineage: Eukaryota; Metazoa; Chordata; Appendicularia; Copelata; Oikopleuridae.